AUGGAGGUGUGCUUGGCCCUGGGUGACUACCUCAACGUUCAGGUCCACUGCUGCAUCGGUGGCAAGCGAGUCUCGGACGACAUCCACACUUUUGAGGCGGGCGUGCACAUCGUCUCGGGGACGCCGGGGCGCGUCUUCCAUAUGAUCCAGCAGAGGCAUUUCAGCACGCGCAAGAUAAAGAUGUUGGUCUUGGACGAGGCAGACGAGAUGUUGAACAGGGGGUUCAAGGAACAGGUGUACGACAUCUACCGGUACCUGCCGCCCUCCACGCAGGUCGUUCUCGUCUCCGCGACCAUGCCCCACGAGGUCCUCGAAAUGACCCACAAGUUUAUGAACAACCCGUUCCGCGUGCUCGUGAAGCGCGACGAGCUCACCCUCGACGGCAUCAAGCAGUUCUUCGUGGCGAUCGAGCGGGAGCAGUGGAAGUUCGACACCCUGUGCGAUCUGUACGAUACCCUGACCAUCACCCAGGCGGUCAUCUUUUGCAACACGAAGCAGAAGGUCGACUGGCUUACGCAGAAGAUGCGAGACGCAAAUUUCACUGUGGCCGCCAUCCACGGCGACAUGCCUCAGAAGGAGCGCGAUGCGAUCAUGCAGCAGUUCCGCUCCGGCUCCAGCCGCGUCCUCAUCUCCACAGACCUCUGGGGCCGCGGCCUGGACGUCCAGCAGGUGUCGUUCGGCGGGCGCUUCUCUGCCCCCUAUCCACUUACUGCCGCAAGGAUGCUGCUCCCGAUGCCCGCGAUGCCGAUGCAGACAGGUCCAGCUUCGCCACAGCUCAGGUCGAUGAGUCCCUGGAUGCUGGCGCUGCUCGUCGUGCAAACCAUCUUGUGUGCGAUUCGUAUGUUCGUGUUUCUCGACAUUAUGGGCGGCUUCAUUUCGGCAAUCGGGAUCGGCCUUGGCUGGUACGCGUGGAAAGAGGACAUGAACAUCACCUUCAUCUGCUACUGGGGGAUGAUGUGCCUCAUCAACGGCGCGCUCGACUUCGUCAAGUGGCUCGAUAUGGCGGUCAAGUCUCCGUUCCCCGUGUUCUCUGCGUCCGCCAGCGCGACCUACAACGCCUACUCCGCCGUCAACCUGCUCAUCCCGCUGUCGGCGAAGGGCCACCUGAUGCAGCGGCCAGUUGCCAAGACUAUAGUGAGCUGCGGCACCAAGAAGGGCGUGAAGUACGAGUACUUCUCCGUUGUCCUGCUGCACGGCGUGCACGUCACGCUUUACAAGAUCCACAAGGAGGGCGACGUUCUCCCCUCCACCGGGGCAGGGGCCCAGGGGCACAUCUUGAGCGGAGUUCGGCCGGCCGGCGGCGGCAACGGCGGCGACGAGCGCGAGGGCGGGGGCGACGGCGACGACGUUUGCGAGAACGGCGACGACGACUACGACGGCGAAGGCGACGAGGAGGACUGA
Messenger RNA from Prorocentrum cordatum, 1401 nucleotides. The record is from the annotation of a GenBank genome assembly. Lineage: Eukaryota; Dinophyceae; Prorocentrales; Prorocentraceae.